This is a messenger RNA of Gadus macrocephalus (Pacific cod), 1374 nucleotides long. RefSeq names its product probable G-protein coupled receptor 141 (gene gpr141). Gene Ontology annotation, biological process: G protein-coupled receptor signaling pathway. Gene Ontology annotation, molecular function: oxysterol binding; G protein-coupled receptor activity. Lineage: Eukaryota; Metazoa; Chordata; Actinopteri; Gadiformes; Gadidae. Bases 137 to 1093 code for a protein of 318 amino acids. The record is from RefSeq and is a predicted model, not a curated record. Gene Ontology annotation, cellular component: membrane. The transcript has 3 exons.
UCACGCAGUCAACCACAUAAGAAGGAUUGGUGAGGACGCGCACACACUCACACACACGAUGGCUCACCACUGCAACACACUGUAGUGCUCUGGUUCAUUUCUUUAGAACAAGAUAAAUGUUGGAGGAUGGUGCUUCAUGUCGCAAAGCUCGAAAGGAGGAACAAGGGUACACAUGCCAUCGGCUGAAUAUCACAACAUCCUUAAACAUCCACGCGCCAUGAAUGUCACGCCGUUGCAGAGCAACCUCUCUGCCGGCGGCAACAACACCAGCCAAAACCACGAAGUGUACAACAAGGUGCUGCUCUCCAUCUACACGGUGGUGCUGCUCAGCGGCAUCACGUGCCUGGUUCUGACGAUGCGCGUCCUGAAGUUCGCCAGCCACUCGCUGACCACCAUCGCCGUGCUCAACCUCGUCUUCGCCCAUUUCCUCUUUCUGGUCACCCUGCCCUUCCGCAUCUACUACUACGCCGUGGGCCGGUGGACCCUGGGCGACGGCCUGUGCAAGGCCGUCAGCAGCAUGAUCCACGUCCACCUCUACAUGUCCUUCGUCUGCUACGUGGUCAUCCUGGUCACGCGGCUCCUGCUCUUCCACAAGCGGGCCAACCAGGUGGAGUUCCACCGGCGGACGCACGCGCUCUUUGGCAGCCUGGCCAUCUGGGUGGUGGUGGUGGUGGUCCUGCCCUGCGUCAUCUCCUUCACCUACGGCAACAUGAACACCCUCAAUGAGACGUGCUUCGAUUUCGGCAACCAGAUCAAGGAUGGCGCCAAGGCCCUCAACUAUGUGAGCGGCUCGGUGGUCAUCGCCGUGUCCGUGGUACUGACCGGCCUGCAGGCUCACGUGCUGCUAGUGCUCUACCGGGAGCACGGGCGCACCUGCUUCGGCCAGCAGGUGUUUGCCGCGCAGCUGAAGAGCCUGUGUUUCGCCCUGGUUAUGAUGGUGUGUUUCGUGCCCUACCACAUGUUCCGGAUGUAUUACAUCUCCCACCUGAAAUGCCAGCACAUCAACGAGGUGUUCCUGAGCCUCACCACGCUCAACUGCCUGGACAUGCUCACCUUCCUGGGGAAGGGCACGUGGGUGUGGUGCUAUAAGUGAUGGGGGCUCAGUGUGGGGGGGGGGGGGUGCUGGGGGGGUGUGUGUGUUGUGGAUGAGAGAGAAUCGGAGGGAAAGAAAGUUUUGAGGAAAAAAAAGGAUGUGGCCUGAAUAAAGGAAGAAAGAUAUUGUUUUCUUUGAGAGAGAGAGCCAGUGAGAAAGAGAGAUACUUGUGUCUCGUCUUUUCUCUAAACCACUGUUUUACCCAACCAGUGUGCUGUAACAUUGGUUGGAGUUGCUUUAUUAUUGAUUAAACGUUACACGUGAUGUAAGUCGUAAACUUG